AUGAAGUUGUUCAGCCCUGCGCGAGCGCUAGCGGCGCUCUCUCUGUUGUCAACAGAUGUCGUGCGACCGCUCACCCAGGCCAUCGUCCUAGAUCCCAAUUCAGAGGCUUCCAUCAAAGAUGUCUCCAGUCAAGUCGCCAAACAGCUCGUUGCGCAGUACGCGACAAUCGACGACAAAGGCGUACAUGUACUUGGAGGGUAUCCUGGUAUCCUCUACCCACCCUACUACUGGUGGCAGGCGGGUGCCAUGUUCGGCACACUGCUCGACUACUGGCACUACACCGGCGACGAUCAGUACAACGAUAUGAUUCGCGAGGGACUGAUACACCAGUUCGGAGAGCACCUCGACCUGAUGCCCUCGAACCAGUCUAAGAACGAAGGAAACGAUGAUCAAGUCUUCUGGGCCUUCUCCAUGAUUGCUGCAGCCGAAUACAAACUCAAGGACCCUCCUGCCGAUCAGCCCGGUUGGCUCGCCAUGACACAGUCUGUCUUCAACCAGUUCGUAGGUCGCUACCAGAAGGAGGUUUCCGAUGGCACUUGCGGCGGUGGCAUGCGCUGGCAGAUCUAUCCGUGGCUCAAUGGGUGGACGUACAAAAAUACUGCUUCCAACGGAGGACUUUUCCAUCUUGGCGCGCGAUUGGCCAUGUACACCAAGAACGAUACCUAUGCCAGAUGGGCGGAGAAGGCAUUCGACUGGAUGGCGCAAAGUCCUAUUCUCCCGGGUGAUGGUCAGGUCUACGAUGGAACGAGUAUCACCACAAAUCCCCCGUGUCACGACGCCGAUCAAACGCCCUGGACCUACAACUACGGUAUUAUGAUAGCCGGAGCCGCAUAUAUGUACAACUACACCAACGGCGCCGAAAAAUGGCGCACCGAACUCACCAAGUUCAUCAACAAGGUGGCCAUCUUCUUUCCCGAAGAUAAAGGCGGCGUCAUGGUAGAAAUCUGCGAAGCAAACCAAGUCUGCGACGCAGACCAAGAAUCCUUCAAAGCCUACCUCGCUCGCUGGCUCGGCAUUACCAUGCAAAUGGCCCCCGAAUUCACCCCGCAGAUCCUGCCCAAACUACAAAAAUCCGCCGUUGCCGCCGCCCAGACGUGUGAGGGGCCCAGUCAACAUAACGGCGGUCCCCAUCAGUGUGGUAUGAAGUGGUGGAAUAACGGUUUCGAUGGGAUUGGCGGCGUAGGACCACAGAUGACGGCACUUAACGUUAUUAGCGUGCUGAAUGCGCAGAGGGUGCCACCGCCGUACAGUAGGGAUACGGGAGGUACUAGUGAGGGAAAUCCAGGACUGGGAAGUGGCAAUGAUGAUGAUCGCUUGCCCAAGUUCCAGAGCGACAUUACGACUGGAGAUAAGGCGGGCGCGGCGAUUCUGACCAUCUUGAUGGUUGUGUUGUUUGUGGGUGGGGCGGCAUGGAUAUUGAUGUAA
Alternaria atra is the source of this 1425-nucleotide messenger RNA. RefSeq lists its product as uncharacterized. Gene Ontology annotation, molecular function: mannan endo-1,6-alpha-mannosidase activity. The record is from RefSeq and is a predicted model, not a curated record. The transcript is spliced from 4 exons. Lineage: Eukaryota; Fungi; Ascomycota; Dothideomycetes; Pleosporales; Pleosporaceae. The coding region runs from base 1 to 1425 and encodes 474 amino acids. Gene Ontology annotation, biological process: fungal-type cell wall biogenesis; carbohydrate catabolic process.